This is a messenger RNA of Priceomyces carsonii, 1020 nucleotides long. RefSeq lists its product as uncharacterized. The record is from RefSeq and is a predicted model, not a curated record. The transcript has a single exon. Lineage: Eukaryota; Fungi; Ascomycota; Pichiomycetes; Serinales; Debaryomycetaceae. Bases 1 to 1020 code for a protein of 339 amino acids.
AUGAGAUAUUGGAAGUAUAUAGUGGCAGCUGUGCCACUUUUACAUACAAUAGUUGCUAGUUCAAUAGCUCAUCCAAGCUCAGAGAAGUUCAUUUUGAAACCGGAAUAUGAAGAAAUGGAGAGUUUGGUAAAUGACUACAUGGGCGACCAAGACAGUGGUCAAAUUUUCGAGAAAAGAGAUCAAAUAAGUACUUUUGAAGGCAUCAUACAAAGCGUCAAUGACUCUGGAGUUAUAUUUGACGUCUUACAUGAAAUUGCUGGCUCGGACGAGCAGAUAGACAACCUUGCUAAUACUAUUACGACAUUAGUUCAAAAUGGUAGCACUAUGGUGGAUGGAGUCAACAUUACUCUCAAUUACACAAAUAUUUGGAACUCAAUUAAAAAGUCUGGUUUGGUUGAAUCUCUCCUAAAUGGGUUGCUUUUAGAUCCUGAAAAUCGUCUGUAUGUUGCAAGGGCGUCAGGUGGUUUGUUACGCCGUGAUAUAUGGAUUUCAAAAAUCAUUUAUGAUCUUGGUAAUGGACAAAAGCUCACCGUUAAAUAUCUUGCAGAUACCAUACGCAAUUUUAAGAGUAAGGCACCAGAAUUAACCAAAUCUAAUUCAACUGAUCCUCUAGUUUAUAAAAGAGACGAUGACAAGUAUUCGGGAUCUGCGCAACAAUUUUUUAAUAAUUUGAUAGGAGCAGUGAUCAAUUCUGAGUUAGUUGGUGGAAGCUUAGAAAAUUUCCUUAUUGCAUUGAAUAGAACAGGGGUUGCUCUUUCUGUUACUUUAAAAGUCCUCGGAGAUGGCCAAACUUUAUCAAUGUCAAGAAAGCUUGUUAGUAAACUCUAUGAUAAUGGGCUUUUCGACAACAUUGACCUCGACAAAUACUAUUCGGAUUUGAAGAAAGGAAACAAAUUAUCAAAUGCUGUUCAAGUAGUUUUGACAAACCCAACUUAUUCCCCAGGAGUCGCUAAAAUCUUGCAGCAAAUGGAAAACGAUGGCGUUUUCUAUGUGGUUCAACAUGGACUACAUGGCUUUUAA